Messenger RNA from Balearica regulorum gibbericeps (East African grey crowned-crane), 1800 nucleotides. NCBI's taxonomy places the organism in Eukaryota, Metazoa, Chordata, Aves, Gruiformes, Gruidae. The record is from RefSeq and is a predicted model, not a curated record.
GAACUGGAAGCUGCUCUUCACAGGGAUGAUGUGGAGUUUAUCAGCGACCUGAUCGCCUGCCUUCUUCAAGGUUGCUAUCAGCGCAGAGACAUCACAUCCGAGACGUUUCACAGCUACCUGGAGGACAUCAUCAACUACCGCUGGGAGCUGGAGGAAGGGAAACCCAACCCGCUGCGGGAGUCCACCUUCCAGGAGCUGCCCCUGCGCACACGGGUGGAGAUCCUGCACCGCCUCUGUGACUACCGCCUCGAUGCAGAUGACGUUUUUGACCUCCUCAAGGGCUUGGACGCCGACAGCCUCCGCGUGGAGCCGCUGGGCGAGGACAGCAGUGGUGCCCUGUACUGGUACUUCUAUGGCACGCGGAUGUACAAGGAGGACCCGGUGCAGGGGAAAACCAAUGGAGAGCUGGCUCCAGACAGGGGAUGUGGGGGGCAGACAAACACCCCAAAUGUUCCUGGGAAAACGGGCAAGAGACGAGGGCGACCCCCAAAGCGGAAAAAACUACUGGAAGAAAAUUUGCUGAGAGAGAAGGCAGAAGAAAACUUGCUAAUCCGUGAGACUCAGAUAAGAAAUGGGUCCCAAGGGCCUGGCCGUGGGACAUGGUGGCUGCUGUGUCAGACGGAAGAGGAGUGGAGGCAGGUCACAGAGAGCUUCAGAGAGAGGACUUCCCUUAGAGAGCGGCAGCUCUACAAACUCUUGAGUGAAGACUUCCUGCCGGAGAUCUGCAACAUGAUUGCACAGAAGGAGAAGCGUCUACAGCGGACAGAGUUUUCUCCCAGGUGGAUGUCUGACCAUCAGCCCAUCAAACCAAUCAAGCAGGAGGUAAACCCAAAUGUGCUGAGUUCGAUGGAGAAGCAGAGGCGCAGGGAGGAAGAAGAGGAGCGCCAAAUCCUUAUAGCAGUGCAGAAGCGGGAGCAGGAGCAGCUGCUAAAGGAGGAGAGGAAAAGAGAGAUGGAGGAGAAAGUCAAAGCAGUGGAAGAACGGGCUAGGAGGAGGAAGCUUCGUGAAGAGCGGGCCUGGCUGCUGGCGCAGGGGAAGGAGCUUCCCCCUGAGCUUUCCCACUUGGAUCCCAGUUCCCCUACCAGGGAAGAGCGAAGGACCAGGGAUCUCUUUGAACUGGAUGAUGAGUUCACGGCCAUGUACAAAGUUCUAGAUGUGGUAAAGGCUCACAAGGACUCUUGGCCCUUCUUGGAGCCUGUUGAUGAAUCAUAUGCUCCCAACUACUACCAGAUCAUUAAGGCCCCCAUGGACAUCUCUAGCAUGGAGAAGAAGUUGAAUGGAGGUCAGUACUGCACCAAGGAAGAAUUUGUGGGCGAUAUGAAGACCAUGUUCAGGAACUGUCUUAAGUACAAUGGUGAAGGCAGUGAAUAUACCAAGAUGGCUUACAACUUAGAGAGGUGUUUCCACCGAGCAAUGAUGAAGCACUUCCCUGGGGAAGAUGGAGACACAGAUGAGGAGUUUUGGAUCAGAGAAGAUGGGAGAAGAGAGAAGAGGAGCCGGCGGACUGGCCGCUCCAGCACAGGCAGUGUUUGGACUCGGUCGCGAGACCCAGAUGGACCAGGCAAGAGGCAGCAACGCCUGGAAAACGGAGGAAAACCUCCACCAUAUCGAGCUACUUCCAGGGCUCCUGCUUCUUCCUCUUCUUCCUCUUCCUCCUCCUUCUCCUCGUCCUCUGCAGAGGAUCCAAGUGGCAACCCAAUGCAACCUCCUCGAGAAGUUGGCCCUUCCAACGGACGAGGUUUCCCUCGCUCUCUGCAGUACGGCGGCAUGCCCAGCCCUGUGCCACAUCCCGGCCAGAUG